Messenger RNA from Liolophura sinensis, 1174 nucleotides. Its product is annotated as adhesion G protein-coupled receptor E5-like. The record is from RefSeq and is a predicted model, not a curated record. Lineage: Eukaryota; Metazoa; Mollusca; Polyplacophora; Chitonida; Chitonidae. The coding region runs from base 217 to 795 and encodes 192 amino acids. The transcript has 6 exons.
CGCUAGAUCAAACCCAGUAGUGUGUUUAUAUGGUUGCUGAUGAUACCGCCACACUUGCGAAUCUUGCACAGACCGACUCCAGAGCAAAGGCCUAACGGUGACCAGCUGAAAUCUCCUAUCAAUAUUAAGCCUUAAGCCCUACAAGACGGUGUCCAACGUUUUCCAGCCCUACAAGACGGUGUCCAACAUUCCUUGUCCUCUAAGGAUACAGACACGAUGAAUCGCCUGGAAUUGGUCGCAAUCGUGUGCAUCUCCGUCUUUGGAGUGCCUGCUUGUGUCGGCGCACUUAUCGGCGAAUCAUGCACAGAUACCAGCGAAUGUCCGAUUAACAGCACGUGUGUAAAACCCAUGUGCGAAACACCCUCGUCCGAUGAGAAGAAGUGCGUAUGUGUGACUGGCUUCUUCCCUUUACAAAACAAACAGGGAUGUCAAACAGUGGUGGACCUCCAUCAGACGUGUGACAAUUUUCACGUGUGUCGUGCGGGCAGCUACUGUGGGCACGACUCGAAGUGCCAGUGCAAAGAUGGCUACCAGCCGUGCAAAGACAACGUUAGGUGCAAACCACGUCUAUCAGGGACAUCUGCUGACGGUCGGACAUUUAUGGCAAUGUACGGGGAAGCUUGCGACGAUACAGUGGUGUGCAUGGAUAAGUUCGGGUUCACGGAAUGUCGAGCGCACAAGUGCCGGUGUAGGGACGGCUACAGACCCAGGACAGAGACAGAUCAGCUGCUCAAUCCGUCCAUGGCUGAAGCAGACUGUUUACCCAAGACUUUCAGCGAAGAGAUGUGUGCAUAGAUGUUUCUGUGAACCAGAAGUGGAGUGUUACACACAGGACAACAUUCCAUCUGCGCAGGUGUAUCGUGAAACGUCCAGGAGAGUACCACCAAUAACAACAACGAUGGCUUAAAUUUUAUCACUACCGUGAAAUUCAAUCCAAGCGUCAAUUAUUUGUAAAUAAUCUAAGGCAGGUGAUAUAAUGACAUUGGUGUUCAUAUAUAUGUUCCGCGUUGUGUUACUUCAUAUAUUUAAGUUUUUUAAAAUUAAAAUUAUUUAAUGGGGAACUUCUCCCGCCUUAAAUAAUUCGGGCCUUCAGGCAAUGUAGUCUUUUUUUUCGUUCCUGCCAUUGCGAUGAUGUUUUGUGGGAACACGGAUAACGUAAUUCUCGUUCAUUACA